AUGUCAAAUGGAGGGUAUUUAACCGAUGAGCUUUCACGAAAACAUGAUUUAUAUCAAAGAAUGAGACUUGCAAAGAAAAAUCAUUUGAGUUUAACACAAAGUGCAGCACUACAUGCACCACCAAAUACCAGUGUUGAAACUCAAAGACAGAAGUUAGAGACCGAGCAUGUACCUGACCUUGAUUUGUCUGAUAACGAGCUUUCACAACAACAAGAUUUAUCUCAAAGAAUGAGACGUGCAAAGGAAAAUCAUUGGAGUUUAACACAAAGUGCAGCACUACGUGCACCACCAAAUACCAGUGUUGAAACUCAAAGACAGAAGUAUGAGACCGAGGGUGUCCCUGGCCUUGAUCUGUCUGAUAACGAGUUUUCACGACAACAAGAUUUAUCUCAAAGAAUGAGACGUGCAAAGAAAAAUCAUUCGAAUUUAACACAAAGACAGAUGUAUGAAACUCAAAGACAGAUGUAUGAGACCGAGCCUGACCCCAACCUUGAUGUGUUUGAUUUAGAGCCUUCACAAGUUGUACAACAAAUUAGACUACAUGAACUACAAAAUCAAUUUAGUGCAAUAUGUGCGCUACAAAAUCCAGUUAGCGCACCACAACCCUCACGACCUCCAAAACCUGAAUUUCAAAACUUUCUGCCACCACCACUCGGUGCACAGCCAUUACGUGUACAGCCAAGUCCACUACGUGCACCACCAAAUUCACUUAGUGCACCACCACAACAUGAAUAUCAAAACCUUUCACCACCACAUGUUCAUUACACCAGCCAAAGUGAACGAUCACUAGUUGCCAAUCAAGGUACAGUUAGAGGCAAUAAUAAUGGUAAUUUACAAUAUUACAAUCAAUUUAUUUAUGUGCAACUAUUACACCAUACAUGUAAGUAA
This is a messenger RNA of Lathyrus sativus (Indian pea), 888 nucleotides long. The record is from the annotation of a GenBank genome assembly. NCBI's taxonomy places the organism in Eukaryota, Viridiplantae, Streptophyta, Magnoliopsida, Fabales, Fabaceae.